GCUUCUGGUUUCCACACAUAAAUACAAAAAGCGGAGCCGGUGUGAAGUCGGCAAACCAUUGGCACGAAGGCGAGGAGGUGUGCUACUGCGCGACGUUCUAGAGGCGUCAAGACGACGAGACACUCGGCCCAAAUUGCAGAGGAGCUUGGACGGCAUGCAAAGUUGUGAAAUCUCCUCAGACAGCACUGAUGAUCCUCUUAGUAGUGCCCUGCGUACACCUCGGCAGCCUCGAAUAGUCGUUAUCGGUGCUGGCUUGGCAGGCCUCGCUGCAACCAAGGUUCUGCUGAAGAGGGGCUUCACCGAUGUCACAGUCCUAGAGGCCUUAGACCACAUCGGUGGAAGAGUUCAUAGCAUUAAGCACGGUGAAACGGCUUUGGAGCUAGGAGCCACCUGGAUCCAUGGCAGCAAUGGGAACCCGGUGUACCACUUGGCUGAGGACAACGGGCUGCUGGAACAUACCACAGAUGGCGAGACGAGCGUGGAGCGCAUCAGCCUGUACACCAAAAACGGCGUAGCUCACUACCUGACCAACGUUGGCAAGAGGAUCCCCAAGGACCUGGUGGAGGAGUUCAGUGACCUCUACAAUGAGGUUUACGAGCUGACUCAGGAGUUCUUCCAGCACGGAAAGCCUGUGGGCGCUGAAAGCCAAAACAGCGUCGGCGUCUUCACACGGGAUGUGGUGCGCAAGCGGAUUACGAUGGAUCCUGAUGAUUCCGAGAGCACCAAGAAGCUCAAAUUGUCCAUGCUUCAACAGUACCUCAAGGUAGAGAGUUGUGAAAGCAGCUCGCCCAACAUGGAUGAGGUGUCGCUGAGUGAGUUUGGCGAGUGGACUGAGAUCCCUGGUGCACAUCAUGUCAUUCCGGCAGGCUUCAAUAAGAUUGUGGAGCUCCUUGCUCGAGACAUCCCUCCUCACACCAUCUGCCUUAGCAAACCAGUCCGCUGCAUCCACUGGAACUACUCAGCCCAGCACAACGAAUCAAUCGGCAAGAGCGAUGACGCAAUCCGGGACAACAAUCACAAUCGAAACGACAGAAGCAGCAAGGAUCCCCUCAAAAGAGGACAUCCCAUUUGCGUGGAGUGCGAAGAUGAUGAGUGCCUCAUGGCCGACCACGUGAUUGUGACGGUCUCCUUGGGUUUUUUGAAGCACACCCACGAAGCCAUGUUCUCUCCUUCUCUCCCCGAGGACAAGGUGCUGGCCAUUGAGAAGCUGGGCAUCAGCACCACAGAUAAGAUUUUUUUAGAAUACACCGAGCCUUUCUGGAGCCCCGAGUGUAACAGCAUUCAGUUUGUGUGGGAAGACGAUGCCCAGCUUGAACAGCUGACCUACCCCGAGGAGCUGUGGUAUAAGAAGAUCUGCAGCUUCGAUGUGCUCUACCCGCCGGAGCGUUAUGGCUACAUGCUGAGUGGCUGGAUAUGUGGUGAGGAGGCGCUCUACAUGGAGCGCUGCGAUGAUGAAACUGUAGCGGAGACAUGCACAGAACUGCUCAGGCACUUUACAGGGAACCCUGACAUUCCAAAGCCCCAGCGUAUCCUGCGCUCCUCUUGGGGUAGCAACCAGUACUUUCGAGGGUCCUACUCUUACACCAGGGUUGGCUCCAGUGGCGGAGAUUUUGAGAAGCUGGCAAUGCCACUGCCUUACGCCAAUAGCACCAAGUCUCCGGGACUGCAGCUAUUGUUUGCUGGAGAGGCCACCCACCGCAAAUACUAUUCCACUUCUCAUGGUGCAUUGUUGUCCGGACAGCGAGAGGCUUACCGGCUAGUGGAGAUGUACCAUGAGUGGCACAGUGCUGACACCACGAAGCCUAAUAUGUAAAAAUGGAGAUGGGUGAUAAGUUUAAGUCUUGGCGGACCUCCAAACCGGGGCUUUUUUUAAAAUGUCAUUUUAAGGAAUAAUUUCUAAUCAUUUUAGAUAUAUCAUAAUAUAUACAUAUAUAAAUAAUAUAUGGGCAUUAUUACUUUGGGUAAUGUUGUUUUUCUUGUACUGUAGAUAUGAAUCAUGCCACUUUCAUGUCAGGUGAGAUACUGUAUUCAAAGGUUGCCAAUGGUGCUCUCAUUUCUUGUCUUUACCACUAAAAAAAGAUGCUUUUUUUUUCAUACAAAACUCAUGUAAUAUCUUUAACAACAACGCACAGUUUUUUAAUGUAAGUGCCUUCUCUAUCUAAUGUUGUCAAAUAUAUAUAAAUUAAGAACUUUUUAACAAAUUAAAAGGUUCUACUGACUUCUCACAAGGCCAUUCUAUUGUCUUUUCAUUAACUUUUUAGGUUAUUUAGGUAGGUCCGGGGUGUCAAACAUUUUUCUCCAUGGGCUGCUUUCAGAAAAAUCAAAGGAUGAAAGGGCCAUCUUGAAAUUUUAUUUAAAUUUCAACUUUAUUACCCAGAGCAUCAGAAUCAAGCAAAAAAAAAAAAGAUCGGGUUUUUAAUGUGUUUGCUAUUUAUGCUAUUUGGCUGCCAUUGAUGGCGAUAGAUGUGUUGUCACUUUUGACAGGGGGAACCGGUUGUCAGACCCCCAAUCAAAUUGGAUUGGACGUCUAUCAGCGUCAAUGACUGUGAAACAUAAUCCCUCAAUACCAGCUUUCCUAGGUGAAAUGGAUUUGAUGUCGAAAACUGUCAGGUGCAUUGAAUGCGUUCAGGGCUACAAUUAACAAAAUAAGGUCUAAUGAAUGCACAUAUACAGUAGUACCUCCAUAUACAAAUUUAAUUCCUUCCAGGACCUGGUUUGUAAGUCAAAAUAGUCGUAUGUCGAGCAGGAUUUCCCAAUUAGAAUACAUAAUAAUUCGAUUAAUUCGUUCCACAGCCCAAAAACCUUUGCUAAAUCCUUCAUAAAUACUGCAGGUACAAUCACAAAUAGCAAUUACACAUAGCAAAACAAAUGUAUAGGCUGUAUUGGACCAUGGAAAAAGUGAUUAGAAAAUGGAUUUCGUUCCACUCAAGUGGGUCUACAUGAACUCUGCUAUAUAAUAUAAGAUGCUAAUUUGUACCAAUAACAAAAUCCUACUCACGGUUUCCAGUCAUUUUUUAUUAGAGUUUUUUUGUCGGUCUUUUUCGUUGAUAUUGAUACGGCGGAGUAGCAUAGUCAAUGUGUGAAGCUGUUUUAGGUCACGCACACCAAUAGGAGACGAGGAUUGUUGCCAUGGUUUCAAAAACACACAUGGCGUCGACCGCGUCUAGCUCAGACUCCAGCAAAUAUGAACAAAAAAUAAGGAAACCGCAUUCCAAAUUUAGUCAAAAGGCAUCCAAACGAUGGUAUAUGCAUCUCUCAUCUGUCCAAGGGCGAAAAAGAUCAGGUAUUUAGAUGAAAAUGGUGGAAACCUACAGAGCUUGCAUCAGCUUUAUCUCCAGGCUCCGUCGAAGGAUCUUGCUGAAAAUGAUAAACAUUGUGUCGACGUGGAUUUUUAACCACAUUGACAUUGACUACAGGUAAGCCACACACACGCCUUUUGUUGUAAAUAAUAAUGAGGUUUGGGGGGCUUCUGGUCAGAUCACAUACUUACAAUGUGAAUUCUUGGCUGUAACUGUGAUGGUCAUUUUAAGAAGUCACCUUUAUUACGUUUUAUUGUUUUACCUUGAGCAAAAAGUUCUAGUCUUGUAUAGCAUUGCCAUUAAAUAACUGGGAGGGGGUCUUUUGUGUUUAUAGAGAUGGUACAGCAUAUAAAAAAAUGAGGCAUUGACAAAAACCAGUCUUGAGUUUUUUUUAACAAUGGUCCUCACCAGCUGCAUUGCUGUUUAGGGCGAGAGCUGCACGGACUAUAACAUGAGAGCCCUGCAACGUAUAGUGAACACACUUCCUUGCCACCCUCUGGAAGGAGGUUCAGGAGCCUCCUUUCCAGAACCACCAGACUGACAAACAGCUUCAUCCAUCAGGCCGUCAGGAUGUUGAACUCCCUCCCAUCAUUGACUUGCACACAUACACGCACAGACCACUUUAAUCUUUAAUAUAUUACCUCAUAAGAACACCUUGGGCCUUGCAAUGCACAACAAUGGGCUGUCUCAAUUGUUGCCUGUCACUACAUCACUUUAUUAUUUUUACCAGUCAUGUUUGUGUUGUAAUUUAAUGUACUCUAUUUAUGUAUGUCUUACUUAUGUUAGUCCUAUUUAAUGUCAUAUGGAAUAGAGAAACGCAAUUUGUUUUACUUUGUAUGCCUUGUGAAUAAGAACAUGACAAUAAAGCUGACUGACUUUUCCCUAUAUUUUUUGUUUCAGGCAGGAUCUACUGAAGACAAAAAGGGAUAGAUGAAUAUGUGUAUGCGCAUGCACAUGCGUGUUCAAUUAAAAUAUCUGCAAAUACCUUUUUUGUAAGAAUAAGUUAAUUUUACGUCGGAUGACGAAAAGAUCGUGUAUCCAAGUGAUCGUAUGUGGAGGUACCACUGUACAGGCUAAUAGGCCAUAUUCAGUAAUAUUUUCCUAAUUCGCUGCUGGCCUAUAAAAUAGGGCAGCUGGCUGUAGCUGGCCUGGAUGCCAUACUUUUGACACCGCUGAUCCUGGGUGGAGAGGAAAUACAAACUGCUGGGGAAAAGAAAAGGUGACAAAAUUUUUGUUCCUGUAAAAUGAAGUAAAAAUCAAUAAGCAAUUUGACAGGUAAAAGUAAAGUGUUAAUAAGCCUGUCAAAUUUUAGCUUGUUUCCUGACCUUUGGUUGAAAUUGAAAAGGUAAUUCGGCUUUGAGUCU
Corythoichthys intestinalis (scribbled pipefish) is the source of this 4663-nucleotide messenger RNA. RefSeq names its product spermine oxidase (gene smox). The record is from RefSeq and is a predicted model, not a curated record. Gene Ontology annotation, molecular function: polyamine oxidase activity. The transcript is spliced from 7 exons. Lineage: Eukaryota; Metazoa; Chordata; Actinopteri; Syngnathiformes; Syngnathidae. The coding region runs from base 155 to 1813 and encodes 552 amino acids.